Molecule: messenger RNA, 933 nt
Organism: Gordionus sp. m RMFG-2023
Lineage: Eukaryota; Metazoa; Nematomorpha; Gordioida; Chordodea; Parachordodidae
Product: piggyBac transposable element-derived protein 3-like
Exons: 1
Coding region: 1-933 (310 amino acids)
Source: RefSeq, a predicted model, not a curated record
AUGAUUUCAUCAUCUGAUUCUUCUGAUGAUAGCCUUGAAGAUUUCGACGAUAAUGAGGAUGAAAAUUCAUUAUUUUCAGAUAAUUUUACUGCUAUAAAUAGACGAAGAGACAUACUAUGGAAGGAAAAAAAUAUAAACAUCCCUAAAAAUUAUUUAAAAUUCAAUGGAAAGUCAACUUUGGCCAGCCACAUACUGGCUUUAAAUUCUCCAUAUCAAUGUUUAUCAUAUUUUUUAAAUGAUAAUUUCCUAGAUUUAGUGGUUCUCGAAUCAACUAAAUACGCUGCAAUAAAAAAUAUAAAUAAACCUAUAAAAAUUUCCAAAAUGGAGUUAAGAAAAUUUAUUGGGAUUAAUAUUCUGAUGUCCAUUGUCCAAUUACCAUCUAUCAGAGACUAUUGGAAAGAUGUAAUUGGCAAUGAUCUUAUAAAAAAGACCAUGACAAUCACUAAAUUUGAAAGCAUUCGAUCCAUUCUUCAUUUUAAUGACAAUAAUAAUUCUAUAGCUAAAGGUCAACCAGGCUAUAAUAGGCUUAUAAAAGUAGCCUCAAUUGUGAAACACUUUCAAGAUAGGUUUCGUACAAUUCCUAAAGAGGAAUGCUUAUCAAUCGAUGAGCAAAUUUGCUCAACUAAAGCUCGGAUACAUUUAAAACAAUAUAUGCCAAUGAAGCCUCACAAAUGGGGCUUUAAAUUCUUCAUUCUAUGCGGUGUAUCAGGAUUUGCCUAUGAUUUUGAACUAUAUUCUGGGCAGGAAAAUGAUUCUGAAAAGAGACCAGCGACAGAACCAGAUUUAGGAGCGUCCAGCAAUAUUGUUGUGCGUCUAAGCCGUACUAUACCUAUAAAUCAAAAUUUUAAGCUAUAUUUUGACAAUUACUACACCUCAAUUAACCUUUUGAUAUAUUUGGCAAAAAAAGGUAUAAGAAAUCUAUUAUAUAUUUAA